This is a messenger RNA of Platichthys flesus (European flounder), 3577 nucleotides long. RefSeq names its product Kruppel like factor 7a (gene klf7a). Lineage: Eukaryota; Metazoa; Chordata; Actinopteri; Pleuronectiformes; Pleuronectidae. The coding region runs from base 255 to 1157 and encodes 300 amino acids. The record is from RefSeq and is a predicted model, not a curated record. Gene Ontology annotation, biological process: regulation of transcription by RNA polymerase II. The transcript has 4 exons. Gene Ontology annotation, molecular function: RNA polymerase II cis-regulatory region sequence-specific DNA binding; DNA-binding transcription factor activity, RNA polymerase II-specific.
GGCUCUGGCUCCCUAUCACUGUCUAUUUUGGCAACACGCGUCCGCGCAUGGAGCCUCCAUCCCCUCCAGUCGCUUUUACGCACCGACCUCGAUAAUGCGCGCAGGUACCGGGACGCUCGCAGCCGCCAGCCCGACUCACUAAGCUCCUCUCACGGACUAAUAUGAGAGAAGUGGAUGUAGAGGUGUGACACAGCCGAGAGCAGGACGCAUUUUUCUCUGUGGACCGUUCUUGUUUUCCAGCACCGCGCGUCAGCAUGGACGUCCUGGCGAACCACAGCAUCUUCCAGGAACUUCAGCUGGUGCACGACACCGGCUACUUCUCAGCCAUGCCGUCGCUGGAGGAGAACUGGCAGCAGACCUGCUUGGAGCUGGAGCGCUAUCUGCAGACGGAGCCCAAGCGUCUGUCCGAGCUCUUCGACCAGGACCUGGAUGGUCUCCUGACUCCGGCCUACUUGAAGGAGGAUGGCGAGGAGGAGCUGACAGAUGCUCUGCUCCCGGGCCCGCCCAGCCUCCCGGAGCCUCCGAGCCCUCCGGUGAUCCUCUGCCCGACACGGAAGAACCUCCCCUCCACCGGGGCAAUGAAAAGGGACCUCAAACUCAAGAGCCAGGGGCUGGAAAAUGUAGAAGGGAUGGAAGGCGUCCACCAGGCCCAGCUGAGCGCCGUCACCUCCCUGACACCCCCGUCGUCACCAGAGCUGGGCCGCCACCUGGUCAAACCCAACCAGACACUGACGGCCUCCGCCGACGGCACGCUCACCCUGAAGCUGGUGGCCAGGAAGGUGGGGCUCAGCGCGGCCCGACUGGUGGCGGCACACGCCCUCCCUGUCCGGAUGAAGGACGAAGAGGAGGGGGCCCCGUGCACGAUCGGGGUCGGGGAGCUCCCGGAGAACAAGAAGAGGAUUCACCGCUGUCAGUUCAACGGCUGCAGGAAGGUGUACACCAAGAGCUCCCACCUGAAGGCUCACCAGAGGACACACACAGGUGAGAAACCGUACAAGUGCUCGUGGGAGGGCUGCGAGUGGCGAUUCGCCCGGAGCGACGAGCUGACGCGGCACUACCGCAAACACACCGGCGCCAAGCCUUUCAAGUGCAACCACUGUGACAGGUGUUUCUCGCGGUCGGAUCACUUGGCGCUGCACAUGAAGAGGCACAUCUGAGGAGUCGGAGGGAGGUCAGCGGGAGAGGAAGAGCGGGGAGGAGGAUGGAGGCGGAGCGGAGGAUAGAAAAAACAGAAAAAUAACACGAUGGACGUGAAGGAGAAAGAUAGAGACGGACUGUAAAGACAGAUUCUGGACUGCGGGGAGAGAGUUCAGCACACAGAGCGGCUGACUACAGACAGAUCCCCAUCGGGUCCCAACCAGCUGGUCCAUGAUCCCACGACCAAACAUCACCACCUCACCAACGUCUCACUGAGGAGAAGUCCCAUGGUGGGUGGUGGACCACGGCCCUGUGGUUGGCAGCUCUCUGAUUCCGUUGCUUUCCAAGAUCGCCGCCCUCGUCACGCAGCAGCCGCUCCACAUGUCAGCGAACACGCCAACACGCCAAGCUGCACCGCUGUAACUUUCAAACUGCCGACUGCAGAGCGGCAGUUUGUAUAUUCACGAUUUUUCUCUUCUCGGAAACUUUCCAAGGCCGAGGAGAACAGUCUCACUGGUUCAGAGUUGCCACGGCCUUUACGGUUUAUCAUUCUAAUUAUAGGGCAGAUAUUAAUGUGACCGUUUUUCCUCUGACCUCUGAUCCUCCUGCCUCGAAGGCAUUGGAGCAAAUGUUUGAACGCAGACUUCUUCAGACUGGAAGAUGUGCGUUCUGCAUGACGUGCUGUGGAGACCGAUGGAGGUCAUGCCAGGGCCGGGCUCGCUUUAUGAGCGUCCACCACGGAGGGCUACCGCGGGAUGGGGCUAACCAAUCUUCUCUGGGAAAGACCGUUCCUCUACGAGAAUGUCAGCUGCACCUGAGAGCGUUUUGUCCUCUUGUCAGAAACUGUUGCACAAUUGACUGUUUGCAAACUUUUUGUAAAAGCUGCCCCAGCGUCUGGGACACUUUGGGACUCAUGAGGCGCUGGCUGCCAGUGGACAGCCACACUGCACAAAGUCGACGCAGCUAGCGGACUGCGAGAGCACACGAACAAGAUCACCAUGUAUGUAAAGGCCCUGUUGUUUCUAAGACAAAUAUUUGUUCGGCAAAAACAAUUGAAAAGACAGUUUUGAAGAACACAUUGGAAAUGGACGCAUCCAAAAAAGAAAAAGAAGGAAAAGGACUGUAGAUGCCUGACAUGAUCUCUCCGGCCUCUGAGAGGGAUUGGCACCGAACCAACCACUGGGUAGAGGAAGGUUUUAUUUCCUGUUUGCACCACCCAUGCAGAACUCUUCCAAUUUCGCAGCUCAUAUCAGAGAAAAAGCAGAAUCUAAUCCGGCCCUAUGCAUAUCUAAAAACAUUCCUGCUGACUUCCUGAUCACACGUGUUCAUCUGAACGCAGGUUUCUACGCUGCCGGACACGGAAGGACUCGUAGGAACUCAAAUUCAAUCAAUUGGGCGGCUCGUCUCAGAGCGAAUCGAUGUGAAUGUAUCUGUUGUUAGUCUGUACAUGUUGUGGGGCCCAUGGGAAGAACAACCAGUCAUGUUCAUAGCUUCUCUUUUUCACAUUGCAAACUAGAAUGACUCUCAGAAGAGCUCAUAUCUCCACCGAGGCCCAACAGACCAAAAUCUGCAAGAUCAGGAUUUAUAUCUGUCUGAGUGGUUUCAUCAGGAUCCAUGAAUUACCUCCUGGGAAACAUCCUAAUCUUGCAAUUUUGAAGAAAGUGAUAAAAAAUAAUUCCUGCAUCCGCAUCGGGGAAAUCUGUUCAGUCGUUUUCUAUGAUCUCCUGCUGAUGAACAGGUGAAAACAUGAGCUUGUGGGUGGAGAUAACAAAUAGAAGGACUUAGAAUGACUUGCUAGCCACAGGUGGGAGCUUUAAGCAUGUUACUGGUCGUACUGGACCAGCUGGUAGCGAUGAGUUCACAUUUCCAGUAGGGGGCAGGAAACUGCAGGAGACACACGUGGGCUCUCCCAGGAAACCAGAAUCCACCUCGGCAUCCUGACUCUUCUAGAGAACAAAGCUUUUUGCCACAUUACGCUUUAAAGUGUCAUGUUUUUAAUCCACUUAUGAAUUCUGGGUGAAAAAUCAGCUCAGAUCAAACGCACACAAAUCAAAAUGGCAGCUUGGACGACAGCAGAUGAUCAAGACACCGAUGAACCUGGUUGGGAACAGCUUCAUCGAUGUGUUUAUUCUUUCUUAUUUAUUUUUUUACCGGCCUUUUAAUACUUGGAGGCAAAGUGGAGAACACAGCAAUCUGCUUCUCGGCCGGGGGACACACAAAAUUGAUUUUACUCUGUGUACCACAGGCGCUUUUCAAUUUCGGGUAUGAAUGCAGACCAGCUCAAUCAUAUCUCGUCAUGAUCCGUGUUCGGCUCUGGAGGAGGAAACUGAAUCAACUCCGGCCUCGAGUAAACACCCAACACUUUCUCUUCUAACGUACAAACAAGCACGGAUCCACUUUUCAUUUUCAUAGAAGCGUGUACGCAUCAGGGCAGUGGGGG